This is a messenger RNA of Agrilus planipennis (emerald ash borer), 1100 nucleotides long. RefSeq lists its product as uncharacterized. The record is from RefSeq and is a predicted model, not a curated record. The transcript is spliced from 3 exons. The coding region runs from base 178 to 954 and encodes 258 amino acids. NCBI's taxonomy places the organism in Eukaryota, Metazoa, Arthropoda, Insecta, Coleoptera, Buprestidae.
AAAAAGUUUAACAAGUUUUCGUGUUUUCCGUGCCAGUAGAUUGACAGACUUUCAUCUAGUCGCAUAAAUUGAUUAAAAAAAAUAAUAAGUGUUUGCAAAAAUAGGUUUGUGAUGAAAGUGGCUGAUAGUGUUGAAGGAGUAUAAUUUUGUUUAUCGCUAGACCUACGAAGAGUAAAAAUGAGCGAAAAAACAUCUCCGGACACUGUACCUGGAUUAGGAUUCAAGGAUAAGGAAAAGGCUCUUGAAACGCUCAAGAAUUUAGAGGGCAGAGAUCCCGAUUACCAAAAAUUGGCCAUCAAGGGACUCGUAGGCAGAGCUAAAAGAACUUUAACGUUAACAAAAGCAGAAGAAAAAGUACAAAAUAUCAAAGAUGCGUUAGAAGUUUUCGAAAAUUGGCUCAAGGAGUUCGACUUGAAUGACACAGGGAAAGAGAACAGAGCCUAUUUGCCACUAGGUACAAUAGAAUCCCUUGAUUUGUUGAAAGAAAAGUAUAACGUCGAAGACAAAAAAGCUGAGGCAUUUUUGGAAGCUUAUAAAUCUGUCGGGGGCGAUUAUAAGCACCUGAGGACCGUUGCAAGUGAAGAAAACGAGCCCACAUGGGACAUUGUAAGGAAUAAAAAGUUGAAAUCGCUUUUGACUAAAAUGAAAGAGGAAAAGUCUGAUUUAUGGAAAGAUGAUUUACCAACUAAAGAGCACUUAGAGUUGAUCUUGUGGGCUUAUAGUCCUGACGCCAAUCGUCUUAAAAAGGCUGUGCCAUCUAUCGAAGCAAAAUUGGGAAAGAAGAUGGAUACUGACAGUGAUGAAAAGGAAAAACCUUCUAAAAGAGGCGAAAAAAGGACUUCUGAGAAUGGAGAAUCCGAUAAAAAGGGCACCAAACGAAAAUCCGCCUCUAGAUCAUCUACCUCGUCUUCUUCGUCUGAUGAAGAAAGCCCUAAAAAGAAGAGCAGGGAAUAGUUUUAAUUUUUAAUAUCGUCUUUUGUGUCAUUUAUAUACGAAAAUUGUUAAUUACAAAUUACAAAGUAUCCUAUUCCUUAUGAAACGUUUUUGUAUUAAUAUUUUUUGUACAUUUUUGUUGUAAAUAUAUAAAACUUAAUCAACAA